GCUCGGCGGUCGGCCUGUAUGUAGGCGCUUCCUGCAGGCCGAACAUGCGCUGUGGCUUCGGCGGCAGGUUGUUCGGUGCAUUGUGUCCCCUGCGCUCGACGGUGGACAGUUCCAGCGGCGCUGCCUUGCGUGCACUCAAGGGUAUCGUGUUCACAUUUGCGGUGUUCGCAGACACAGCAGCACCGCCCAUGCGCGAUCGUGAGGGACCUCCAUCAGAUACACCGCCGUCCGUAGCGACUCGGAACGUUGUUAUCGUUGCGCCCGUCGGCGGUCCACCCGCCGGCAUGAAGUCGACCAUCGUCGGGUCGAAUGCAACUUGCACUCGUGCCGGGAGUUCUAGAUUUUGACUUCGUAACGGCCUCUGCAAUGGUCCAAAAGGCGCAGCGACCGUUCCGAGGGAAUUUCUGGGGUGGUGCGCGGGCUAUCGUAGGGAAAUAUCUGCAGGCAUGGGACCUGCGUAUACGGCAGGCGACUGCCUGUGCCCGGAUAUGUUUUCUCGCAAUUGCGGUCUGGCGGAAAAGAGAGUAUGCGCACUCUCCAGCAGUCGUGUGCGCCGUAGAGCUCGACGGGUCGGCGUGGCAGUGGUUCCGGGUGGUCGCUGGGUUGUGGGUGGUGCGAAGAGGAGGGCAGCGAGCAGCGAGCAGCGACAAGGAAGGAAGCCGGGGCGAGAGCGUGAGGUGCGGUGCACUAGCGCUCUUCGACCCAGCGAACAUGCGGAGACGCAUCCAGCGCAAAUUUAAACAUGUGCAUCACUCGCAAGGCGGCUCGGUACUAAAUACAGAAAAGCGUCCAUUGCGCUCACGCAACAUGGAAUGCUUGCAUGGCUGCAUCGAACGAUGGAGGUCGUCACUGCCAAUGCGCUGAGUUGUAGUUGCCGAAUGCGGCGAGGCCGCACUACGAAGUACUGUCAUCUCACGACUCGCCACGCUGCUACGAGCAUUAUUCAGUAUGCCAACACCACCCAUCAGCGGCAGUGUGCAAAGAACAGAUCAUGGAUCGUACUCCAGACUUCGGUGACACACAAAGCCGUC
This is a messenger RNA of Didymella exigua CBS 183.55, 1031 nucleotides long. RefSeq lists its product as uncharacterized. The record is from RefSeq and is a predicted model, not a curated record. Lineage: Eukaryota; Fungi; Ascomycota; Dothideomycetes; Pleosporales; Didymellaceae. Bases 310 to 864 code for a protein of 184 amino acids. The transcript has a single exon.